AUUUAGAUUAAAUUGUUUUUACAGUUCAAGAAACUUACUGCAUAUUGUUCAAGAGAAAAAGCAUCAUCGGUUUGAAUUUAGAAUGGAUAACGACGAGAAAAAAAUUGAAAGUGUUGUUUUUAAACCAAUCGGGUACGCUUCCACAUGGUUCAAAUUUAAAAAUGCAACCCCACGGCAACCUUCCGUUUCUGCGUUAACGAGAGGUUCAAUUAAAAUAUCAACAGAAGUGUUUAGUCAGCCACAGCAUUCCCUGAAAAAUCUUGCUGAGUUUUCACAUGUCUGGAUUAUUUUUUUAUUUCACAAAAAUGGUCGUCCAUUCACAAAAACAAUGGUAGCCCCACCUCGACUUGGUGGUGCAAGAGUUGGUCUGUUCUCAACUCGAUCACCUCACCGACCAAAUCCGAUUGGACUUACGUUAGCAAAGUUAGAAAAAGUUGAGGGAGACACUAUUCAUCUUUGUGGCUUAGACCUGUUAGAUGGUACACCUAUUAUAGAUAUUAAACCAUAUAUCACUUCUUAUGACCACCCACAAGACAUCGAAAAAAAUGAUUCAGAUGAGUCUCAUCCAGAUUCAGCAUCAGUCCCACCCACCACAAUAUCCAAUCCUGAAUGGAUCACAUUAGGUAGUUCAGAGAAAACUUUGAAUGUUGCCUUCACACAAGACGCCCUUUCCCAAAUACGGCAAUUUUCACCUGAUGCGGAAGAUCCCGCUUAUCGGUUGUCUUUUUUGAAAUCUCCCGAAGAGGCGCAAAAGGCCAUCGAAGACAUUUUGAGAGAAGAUCCCAGAUCAAUUUAUAGGAAGAUGAAGGGUCAAGAUCUUCUGUACUUCUGUGUAGUAGAUUGCAUGCAUGUGACAACCUGGUUUGACGAAGUUAUAAAAAAAUGUGAAGUGUUAAGGGUCAUGCCUUACUCAGCAAGACAAGCUAUGAUUGAGGCAAACAAAAAGCAACAGUGGGACAAUAAUCUGGCAAAAAUUGAAGAUAAAAUGAAAGUGAUGUAAUAACGUAGGUUGUUAAUGAGAAUAAACGGUGCAAACACUA
This is a messenger RNA of Daphnia carinata, 1040 nucleotides long. RefSeq names its product tRNA (adenine(37)-N6)-methyltransferase-like. The record is from RefSeq and is a predicted model, not a curated record. Bases 83 to 1000 code for a protein of 305 amino acids. The transcript is spliced from 4 exons. Lineage: Eukaryota; Metazoa; Arthropoda; Branchiopoda; Diplostraca; Daphniidae.